Messenger RNA from Penicillium expansum, 861 nucleotides. Its product is annotated as SDR family oxidoreductase. The record is from RefSeq and is a predicted model, not a curated record. NCBI's taxonomy places the organism in Eukaryota, Fungi, Ascomycota, Eurotiomycetes, Eurotiales, Aspergillaceae. Gene Ontology annotation, molecular function: oxidoreductase activity. The transcript is spliced from 3 exons. The coding region runs from base 1 to 861 and encodes 286 amino acids.
AUGAUGGGGAACAAGGUUUGGCUGAUUACUGGUGCCUCGUCUGGCCUUGGGGCCGCUCUGGCUCAUCAUGUCCUAAGCGCAGGGCAUAAAGUCGUUGGAGCUGUUAGAGAUGUGACAAAAGCACAGAAGUCCUAUCCUCAGUUCGAACAACUCGGUGGAACCUGGGCCGAGUUAGAUGUUACCGACCCGAAAACGAACGAAAAGGUGCAAAGCCUUGCUCGCGAGAAUAACGGCUUCGACGUUGUAGUCAACAAUGCUGGUUAUUCAAUUCUUGGAAGCAUUGAAGACAUGAGUGAAGAUGAAAUUUACAAACAAAUCAACACCAAUCUAUAUGGCCCGAUUCGUGUCCUCCAAGGAUCGCUUCCUUUCAUGAGAGAGAAGAAAUCCGGAUGUAUCGUGAACAUUUCCAGCGUUGCUGGUAUGGUCGGUCGACCUGCCACUGGAUUAUACUCAGCCAGCAAGCUCGCCCUCGAAGGACUCUCUGAAUCUUUGGCGGCAGAGCUCGCCGAGUUUGGCAUUCGUGUCUUGCUUAUUGAGCCUGGCAGCUUCCGAACCGGCUUUCUGUCCGCAUUUGUUGCACCUGUGGCUGGUUUGAACCCAGGCUAUAGGGAGACUGCGCUGAGUCGUACUCUGAAAAUCUACGAGACUGUUGAUGGCUCUCAACGAGGCGAUCCUGAGAAGGCAGCCGCGCGAAUUUUGGAUGCAGUGGAAAACCAGGGACUCUGCGCAACAACGUCAUCAUACCUUCGUGUGCCUCUCGGGUCAGACUGCUAUGGUCUCCUGGAAUCUAAAGCAGACGCAUUGAAGGAAAAUCUUAACGUGAUGAAGGGCAUCGCUCAUAGCACAGACUAUCCGCAAUGA